Messenger RNA from Cylicocyclus nassatus, 2593 nucleotides. The record is from the annotation of a GenBank genome assembly. Lineage: Eukaryota; Metazoa; Nematoda; Chromadorea; Rhabditida; Strongylidae.
AUGAAUAUAUCGCUGCUAAUAUUUACAUUAUUAUGUUGUUCACAAGCAGCCUCCGAUGAUGUGCAAAAAGCAGAAAACUCGUCCGCAAUUCUGGAAGCGCUCAAUGCGACAACACUGCCAGCGGCUAACGUACCCGAGCCACUUGUCUCUCCAAAUACGACAAUGAUCCGUCAACCGAGUAUAUUCGGUAUGCGAGUUGAGCUACCAGCCGAAGAUCCAUUUGGUUAUGACAAACACGGAGUAUGUAUCGUCACUCCCGACGAGCAAUUCAAAGUUGUGAUCUAUGGCAAUCAUUUGGAUAAAAUUGCUCAGCUUAUGUUUACUCCGACAAACAACUGUACUGACGGAAAACAUGUCGUCGACGCCACUAACGAUUUCAUCGUUCAUUUCACACACAAGGCUACAUUCCAUCUAAUGCUACCAAUGCUUCCGGAAAGCAUUCAUGCGUACAAAAUGUGUGUUAAACCGAAAGGUGCUCCGCUAGGGUUGGAACUGAGUCCGCUUGACGAUGUAUCCACAUGGAUUACAACAGAGAAACCACCAAAAGAGUACUUCUUGCCGUUGCCAGUACAGAUAAUGGUGAUUGCAUUUCUUCUCAGCCUCUCAGCUCUAUUCUCAGGUCUCACACUUGGCCUUAUGUCGUUAACUCCUCAGGAGUUGGAACUUGUCAUGAAAGCUGGUUCACCAAAUGAACAGAAAUAUGCUUCACUGAUUUUGCCGAUAAGAAAGAAAGGAAAUCUUCUUCUUUGUGCUCUUCUUCUGGGUAACGUUAUAGUAAAUGCUGCUAUUUCUAUUCUAUUCGGUCAAUUGACUACUGGUCUGCUGGCUCUUCUUGUUUCAUCGCUUGGAAUUGUCAUUUUUGGCGAGAUCGUACCACAGAGUAUAUGUGUCAAGAAAGGUUUAGCUGUUGGUGCACAUACAAUAAUGAUAACGCAAAUAUUUAUAUUUAUCACUUAUCCCAUAGCAUGGCCUGUAAGCAAAUUAUUGGAUUAUUUGCUUGGCGACGAAUAUCAAGCUUAUGACCGGAAGCGUUUGAUGGAAUUGAUUCGUAUGUCUAUCAAAGAUGAUGAUGGAAUGGUGUCGAAUGAGUUGAAGAUUGCAGUUGGUGCGAUGGAAAUAGCAGAUAAAGUAGUAGAGGAUGUCAUGACGAAGUUGGCGGAUGUAUUUAUGAUACCCGACACAACUGUACUCAACACCAAGACCGUGGCCGAAAUAGUCAGAAUGGGCUAUACUAGAAUUCCUGUCUACUCUGACGGUGACAAAAAUAACGUUACUGAUCUUUUAUUUGUCAAGGAUUUGGCUCUUCUUGACCCAGACGACAACUUUACUGUCAAGACCGUAUGUGGCUAUCACAAGCACCCUGUAAAGUUUGUCUUCAAUGACACACCAUUGAGUAUUCUGCUGGAAGCAUUCAAGAAGGGAGAAGGACAUUUGGCUAUGGUAAAACAACUCAACAGUUCUGAAGACCAUGAUCCUACUUAUGAAUUGGUUGGUGUGGUCACACUUGAAGAUAUCGUCGAGGAGAUCUUGCAAGCGGAGAUCAACGACGAGUUCGAUGUUGUCUCGGAUAAUGUGAAUAAAAUCAAGAGGAAAAAUCUUCAGCAGCGUGACUUAUCCAAACUGUAUGACAAGGACGCUCCACAAGUUCAGAUUUCACUACAGAUGCAAAUGGUAGCACUCCAAUGGUUAGUGGCAAAUGAGGAAGCUUUUUCAUCGACCUACAUAGAUAGCAAUGUAUUGGAGCGUUUGAUAAGAAACUGUGCAAGAAGGGUUGACAUCUCUGCCAUUAUGGCGAUGUCUCAUGAUGAAGUGAAUGUACCCAGACUAGCGAAGCUUUACACCAAAGAUGAAAUCAGUGAUCGUUUUGUUCUUAUCCUGGAAGGUCGCGUGCAAGUCACCAUUGGACAGAGCGGAAUGAUGUUUGAAGCCGGUCCUUGGCACUGUUUUGGUGGUGAAAUAUUGAAGAAACUGGUACAAGGGGCUGCCACCUUAAGUAGAAGUACCUCAAUUGUUGAUACGUCUGAUCUCUCUUGUCGCCGUCCCGAUCUCAUGUUCAAGCCUGACUAUUCCGUUGUUGUGAAAGAAGAUUGUACUUAUCUAGAUGUUAGCGUUGCCGCUUAUAUUAAUGCCUAUAAGUCAACACUUAUGCAAAGAGAAAAAGGCCGAGACGACAUGUCUAUAGAUGGCGUACCCCUGUCCUCUUGUUCCCCUUCACCACCUACAAAACGGAAGAACACUCAUUCAAAUUCAGUUAGAAAAGAGGAAGAGAUGAGCUUACUGUUAUCCGACUCAAAGCUCCUAGAAAACGUCUAACUUAUACUGUACAUACAGUAUUUAUUCGUUGUUCAGACUUUAUCUUUUACGGGUACACAUUUGAUUGAAGUUGUUUAUGAAUCCUUGGACUACAGUUGCCACAAUCAGGAAUUUUUUGCCUUUCGUAUCAAUGAUAGCGUUUAUUAUAGUUCACUGAUCUCAAAUCUCAGAUUGUUGACUGUUUUUAGUAUCAAGAAUUUGCCAGCAUUAUUUCAUUCUGUAACUUACAUUCUAGCAAUGUGUCUGUGAAUUUGUGAAACCAGACAUGUUAAUUAGUGCC